AUGUCGCAGCGAGUAAAAGUUUCCACUGAUGCUUUACUAGUACUGUUGGCAUUGCUGUUACUUUCAUCUUAUGGUGUUGUUCUUUUUGCAUAUGGUUCUUCUUUUUCUUCCACUAAUACAAAACAACAUUUACAAGUUGUAGGAGUAGAACAAGAAGUAUAUGCUCUUUUGAAAUGGAAAUCAAGCCUUGUUAACCAAAAUCAUUCUCUCCUCUCUUCUUGGAAGCUGAGUUCUACUGCGAGUACAACAAGUACUCCAUGCAAGUGGCUUGGAAUCACUUGUAACAAUGAGGGAAGCGUCGAGGAAUUGAAUAUAUCAGGCUUGGGUUUACAAGGUACAUUCCAUAGUUUCAACUUCUCAUCUUUCUCUAACUUGGUUAGUCUUGACUUGAGCAACAAUGAACUCUUUGGAACCAUUCCUUCCCAAAUCAGUGAUCUUCCAAAACUCACCUACCUUGAUUUUUCAAUUAAUAAACUUUCUGGACAUAUUCCACCACAAAUAGGUUCUCUCACAAUUUUGCAUUAUCUAAACCUUUCUCAAAAUCAAAUUAGUGGAUCAAUUCCUAAAGAAAUUAGCAAUUUACAUUUUCUUACUGACUUAGGGUUGUUCACAAACAAUUUCACGGGUUCCAUUCCCACCUCUAUAUGCAAUCUGUCUAACUUGACCAGUUUGUCGAUUUAUGAAAAUCAAAUCUCUGGUGUCAUUCCUCGAGACAUCGGAAGGCUAAGUUCUCUUACUCUCUUAGAUUUGUCAACAAACAAUAUCACUGGUUCAAUCCCCACUUCUAUAACCAAUCUGACUAGCCUGCACACUCUUUACCUAUUUGAAAACCAACUUUCUGGCAUCAUACCUCGAGAAAUUGGUAGGCUAAGGUCUCUUAUGUUCUUAGCUUUGUCCAAAAACAGUAUCACUGGUUCAAUCCCUCCUUCAUUAUGUGAUUUAAACAACUUGAACUCUUUAUCAAUUUUUGAAAAUAACCUUUCCGGCACCAUACCUCUGAAUAUAGGAAAGUUGAGGUCUCUUACCAUGUUAUCUAUGCAUAAUAAUAAUCUCAUUAGUUCAGUCCCUACUUCUUUAACCAAUCUGACUAGCCUGGACACUCUUUACCUAUAUCGCAACCAACUUUCUGGCAUCAUUCCUAGAGAUAUAGGAAGGCUACACUCUCUAACAAGCAUUGAUUUGUCCCAAAACAAUUUCACUGGUCCAAUCCCUACUUCUAUAUGCAACUUGGUCAACCUUACAUUUUUAAAUGUUGGGAGAAAUCAACUUACUGGUGCUAUCCCUCAAGAUAUUGGAAAUUUAAGGUCUUUAGGUGCCUUAUCUAUGGAAUUGAACAAACUCACCGGUUCAAUCCCUGCGUCGAUAGGUAAUUUGAGUCAGUUAACCUUUUUAGCUCUUUCUGGAAAUGAUUUUACUGGUUCAUUACCAAUAGGAUUCAACAAUCUAACGGAGCUGACAGUAUUGUAUUUGAGUGAGAACAUGUUUUCUGGUUAUUUACCACCGAACCUAUGUCAAACUGGAACACUUGAAGAAUUUGUAGCAGGUAAUAACUUUUUCACGGGUCCUAUACCAAGAAGUCUUAGAAAUUGCACCAGUCUUGUAUUUCUCGGGUUUGAAAAUAAUGAACUGGUAGAUAAUGUAACAGAGGCAUUUCACGUGUAUCCAUAUCUAGAUAGGUUUACUGUGCAAUACAACAUGUUGUAUGGUGAACUGUCAAGAGACUGGGGUGAUUGUCAAAAUCUUACAUUUUUAGAUUUCUCAGGGAACAAUAUUACCGGUAGUAUACCAUCAGAAAUGGGCAAGUUGAAGAUUUUAAAUGAAUUUUAUCUUGAAUCAAAUUACUUAGUAGGGGAAAUUCCUGUGGAGUUGUUAAAACUGUCCUCUCUGAUCAAGUUAGAUUUGAGUAAUAAUCAGCUUUCCGGUACGUUGUCUUCUACAAUUGGGAUGUUAUCAAACCUCCAAUAUCUCGAUCUAUCAGCAAAUAAAUUCACCGGAUCAAUACCCAAACAGCUAGGGGAAUGUUCAAACUUACUCUCUUUAAAUUUGAGUAGAAACAAUUUCAAUAAAAGCAUCCCGUCCCAGAUCGGAAACUUGGAUUCAUUACAAAAUUUUUUAGAUCUUAGUUACAAUGAGUUGAGUGGAGAGAUGCCAUCAGCUCUUGGAAAACUAAGAAAACUAGAAACACUAAAUGUUUCCCACAAUAAGCUCUUCGGCUCAAUUCCAUCUUCAUUUGAUCAAAUGCUUAGCUUGACCAGUGUCGAUGUUUCCUACAAUGAGUUGAUUGGUCCUAUUCCAAAUAUCAAGGCCUUUGAGGAUGCUUCUAUGGAUACUUUGAGGAACAACACAUGGUUAUGUGGUAAUAACUCUAGAGGUUUAAAACCAUGUAAUUCCUCGGUUUUUAUUGGAAGAAAAGAGGCCAAGCAUAAUAAACUUGUGCUAGUAAUCCUACUUCCUUUGUUCGGUUCCUUGUUUCUUUUAUUCAUACUCUUCGCCAUUUUAUUCGGCCUUCGAAAAAGAUCGUUGAGAAAUGUGGCACCUGGAAAUCAACCUAGUACUACUAAUACCGGAAGAAAUCUAUUUUCCAUUUGGCAUUACGACGGGAAAAUAGUGUUCGAAGAUAUAAUUGAAGCAACCGAGGAUUUUGAUACUAAAUAUUGCAUUGGAACCGGAGGAUAUGGAAGCGUUUACAAAGCAGAGCUGUCAACAGGUCAAGUUGUUGCUGUGAAGAAGCUUCACCCGUCCGAUGAUGAUUCUGAGAUAUCUGAUCUUAAGUCAUUUGAAAAUGAAGUUCAGGCAUUAACAGAAAUCCGACAUCGGAACAUUGUGAAACUUUUCGGUUUCUGUUCUAAUCUUGAAAGGAGGAUCUCAUUUUUGGUCUAUGAGUUCGUGGAAAGAGGAAGCUUGAAAAAUGUUUUAUGCGAUGGGGAACAAGCUGUGGAGUUUGAUUGGAUAAAGAGGGCAAGGUUUAUCAAGGGAACAGCUGAUGCACUUGCUUACAUGCACCAUGACAGCAUUCCAGCAAUAGUUCACAGAGACAUAUCUAGCAAUAAUAUCUUGUUGGACUCUGAAUACGAAGCUCGAGUUUCUGAUUUUGGUACGGCCAGGAUUUUGAAGCCAGAUUCAUCAAAUUGGACUUCACUUGCUGGAACCUACGGAUACGUUGCCCCAGAGCUUGCCUAUAUAAUGAAAGUGACAGAGAAAUGUGAUGUUUACAGUUUUGGGGUGAUCAUAUUAGAAGUACUUAUGGGGAGCCAUCCAUCUGAAAUCAUCACAUUACUCUCGGAAAUUCUUCUUUCAUCUCCAUCAUCGAGUAAAUUGGAGCAAAACAUAAGGUUGAGAGACAUCUUGGACCCAUGCAUUGGAACCCCAGCUGAUGUCGUGAAGAAAGAAAUAAUGUAUAUCAUGAAGGUUGCAUUUUCAUGUUUACGGGGUGAUCCAUCCACUCGGCCAACUAUGCAAGAAGUAUCAGUGGAGCUAUCAUUGUCAGCACAGAGCAGAGAAGGUUUAGCAAAGCCUUUUGAAAUGAUUACACUGGGAGACAUUCUGCUAUCAUAAUAAUUUUUGUAACCAAGAGACAUUUUCUUAUUUUCUUUUCAUUUGUUUCCUCUUCUUAAGUUAACCAGUUAUGAUUAUAUCUUUUUCAAUUGAAAUCUUUUCUAUCUGUGAUUCCCAUGCAUAUUCUGUAAUAUACAA
Messenger RNA from Papaver somniferum (opium poppy), 3693 nucleotides. RefSeq names its product probable leucine-rich repeat receptor-like protein kinase At1g35710. The record is from RefSeq and is a predicted model, not a curated record. The transcript has 2 exons. Gene Ontology annotation, biological process: protein phosphorylation. NCBI's taxonomy places the organism in Eukaryota, Viridiplantae, Streptophyta, Magnoliopsida, Ranunculales, Papaveraceae. Gene Ontology annotation, molecular function: ATP binding; protein kinase activity; protein binding. The coding region runs from base 1 to 3555 and encodes 1184 amino acids.